UGCCCACCGCCACASAGACUCAAGCUGGCAUCUCUCGAGGGCAGCCCCAUCUCCAGCCCAGUCCGGUCCCGUCCAGGGUGUUGGGAGCUGAUCGUAUCUCUCUGCUUCAGUUCACCCGACCUCUGACAGAGAGCCUCACAGCCCUGAUGCCUUUCUGCUGACUGCGCUGAACUCUCAGGGCAACUCCGGGCAUCGUCUGCUGGAAGGAGCAACAAACAAACACACCUGUGGAUCAUCUCAAGGAGGAGAAGCGAGGAACCACUGGAGGAUACGUGCUCUUGUGGAACCCGAGUUGAUCUCAUCAACAUCGACACAGACGAAGGAACAAGACCCCAACAUUUCACAGCAACACAAACUGUUUUCUUUCUUGUGGGACAUUGAUUUGACUCUGGACCCCAAGCUUACGUAAAACCAAGACAAAUCCAUUUGAUUCAAGCAGCCCCUUCCAUCAUGGCAACCACGGGCAUGCAGCUGAUGGGCCUGAUCUUGUCCAUUGUAGGCUGGGUUGGUGGUGCAGUKGUCUGUGCCAUCCCCCUGUGGAGGGUCACUGCUUUCAUAGGCAACAACAUAGUGACGGCUCAAAUCAUCUGGGAAGGCCUGUGGAUGAAUUGCAUAGUGCAGAGCACAGGUCAGAUCCAGUGCAAGGUGUAUGAUAGCUUACUGGCUCUGCCCAGCGACAUGCAGGCCGCCCGCGGCCUCACUGUGUUCUCYGUCCUGCUCUGUGGCGUYGCUCUGGCUCUGGGGGUCCUCGGAGUCAAGUGCACCAAAUGCAUAGGCGUCAACAGCCUCAAGGCMCGCAUCGCUCGCAUUUCUGGUGCCAUGUUUGCCAUCGCAGGGUUCCUUUACCUCGUUCCUGUCUGCUGGACGGCCCAUUCCAUCAUCAGGGAUUUCUACGACCCACACGUGGCGGCUCCACACAAGCGAGAGCUCGGCCCUGCCCUCUACAUCGGCUGGGUGGCGUCAGCUUUGCUCCUGAUCGGUGGUUCUCUGCUCUAUGGGGGGUCCAGUCCCCCUGGAAUCCCAGGUUCUCCCACCUUCAGCAGUGGAGAAAGCAGUCCCCGUAGAGCUCCCGCAACACAGGUCAAAGGUUACGUCUGAAACACCUCAAGAUCUUCAAAUGCACCCCAAGUGWUGACAUUAUGACUCAUUUUUGCUCCUCUUGAGUUCACUCCUUUUCAUAAUUAUACAUAUAAUGUUUCUCCAGUUUACUUUUUUCUUUAAAAAAGCUACAUGAAUCUUUUUAGAGAAAAUGUAAUUUUUUUAUGAUUUCAUACCCAAUUCUUUUGAAUAACAGUUUUUUCUGUCUGUCCAAUACAAUAAAAGUUGUAUCCUCUAAUGAGGAAAAUUGUGUGUGCACAUUUUUACAGAUAUAAAAUCUCUUUUGAAAAA
Molecule: messenger RNA, 1389 nt
Organism: Poecilia reticulata (guppy)
Lineage: Eukaryota; Metazoa; Chordata; Actinopteri; Cyprinodontiformes; Poeciliidae
Gene: cldnk
Product: claudin k
Cellular component (GO): bicellular tight junction; membrane
Molecular function (GO): structural molecule activity
Source: RefSeq, a predicted model, not a curated record